UGGUGUGAAUUUUAUUUUAAUUAGUUGUUCUGUUUUUACACAAGUGCUUCAUUGGACUUGUAUAGUUGUAUCAGUGUAUUUUUCCCUUCUGAGGUAUUUUGUUUUGUGGUCGUAUGCAAACACACCCCCUAUAUUUGCGCUUUUAGACUGGUUAAAAGGAAAGCGCGAGCUCCUUCGAGACACUCACGGUCUCCCGUUUCAUCUGAACGGUCGAGUUACGUAGCAAGCAAGGGAAGUGUUGCAGUGAACGGAUGGGGGAAGAGAGAGGGAGAGGUUGAGAGAGAGAGGGAGAGACUGCAGCAUCAUUUGAGGGACGUUCACAUGCAGUGCAGUAGAACGUGCAGGUGAGGGGAGGAGGAGAAUGCGGGACUUUUCCUCAAACACUUCACACACAUCCACUACGGACUCCGGAGGAAUUACUAAAGGCUUUUUUUUGCUAAUUCUCUAUCCUGCUCUAUCCGAAUUUACGUGCUCUGAGAAGUCGAACUGAAAAGCUUUUCUCUUUGUCAAGUUCGCCGUAAAGGAAUCUAUAAGAGCUUGGCACGCGCGCGUAAGACUGCGGGGAAAGCUUUCCAAUUUUCCUCUCAUUGUGGUUUAAGGUAAGAGAACAUAUAAUAUCGGGAAAAGACUUUAGAAAGCACUUUGGCUUAUUCCCAGCCAGUAGCGCAAGCUCUGGGAUGCGAAUGUGAGAGCUGAAUUCACAGACAGAUCUCUUUUGUGUUCUACUGCAUUGCAGUUUAAAACAGUGAAAGCGCGAGAGGAGCCCGCGCUCCGCAGCAUCUCAAUGAGCCGGACAAAGUCAUUUAAACUGCUAAAAUUUCACUCCCGUUUACUCUUAAAAGGCACAAAGGAACAUUCUUGUCCGUAAAAGAGCUGUAAAAACUUAUCGCCGAUGCCGAGCUCUUCACAAAGUGGAUGUUUUAUUUUAUCGUGUUGAAAACGUGACCGGGGAAUAAAAGACUGCAGGAGAAAAUAAGAUUUUACCGAAGAAAGCGUUCAUAGAGAUUUAUCGGUGGCGAGUCUGCCUUGGACCAGAGGAAGCUGCAGAUAGAGAGUGAAAGAGAGUGAGAGGAAGAGAGAGAGAGAGAGUCAUGGGGAGCAGGAGCGUUGGCGCAGUGCACUCCGCGCGCUGCUACCUCGUGCUUAUCCUGCAGCUGCUGACUCAGCUCCCGCGCGCCAAUUCAGUGCUGCGCUACCGCGUGGCAGAAGAGGGGCAGGCUGAUGUGCAUAUUGGGAACGUGGCUUCAGACCUGGGGCUGUCCACCUCUGGGAUCGGGACUGGUGAUGUCACUUUCGCUUUGGAAUCUGGCUCAGAAUACUUCAAAAUUGACAACGUCACCGGAGAGCUUACUACAGGCAGCAAGAGGAUUGACAGAGAGAAGCUGCCGCAGUGUCAGAUGAUAUUUGAUGAAAACGAGUGCUUUUUGAACUUUGAGGUGUCAGUCAUAGGUCCCCUACAGAGUUGGGUGGAUCUGUUCGAUGGCCGUAUUGUAGUCACAGACAUCAAUGACAACACCCCCUCCUUCCCUUCACCAGUACUCACGCUGUCUGUUGAGGAGAAUCGGCCAAUCGGCACACUCUAUCUCCUUCCCACAGCCACAGACCGUGAUUUUGGUCGCAAUGGCAUUGAUCGCUAUGAGCUUAUCCAGGACAGUAGAGAUGGGGGGUCAUCUUCGCGACGGCCUGUGAACGGACCAACCAAUGGGAAUGGUGGUGACCGAAGGAGAGUAUCAGAAACAGGGGCAGGACCUGCCAGCAGGAGCAGUGUGUUUGAACUGCAAGUUGCCGACACACCUGAAGGACAGAAACAGCCCCAGCUGAUCGUGAAAGGGCCUCUGGACCGCGAAGCACGGGAUUCUUAUGAACUCGUGCUACGGGUUCGUGAUGGCGGCAACCCUCCCCGCUCCUCACAAGCUCUGUUACGAGUGUCCAUCACAGACGUCAACGACAACAGUCCACGCUUUGAGAGAGCUGUGUAUGAAGCAGAAAUGGCAGAAAACGCACCACCUGGCACACCUGUCCUGCAGGUGCGCGCCACAGACCGUGAUGUCGGUGUGAAUGGGCAGGUUGAGUAUGUGUUUGGAGCAGCUACAGAAUCAGUGAGGCGCCUCCUGAGGUUGGAUGAAGCAUCAGGUUGGCUGAGUGUUCUGCAUCGCAUAGACCGUGAGGAAGUUUCGCAGCUACGCUUCACCAUCACAGCUCGUGACCGCGGCCAACCACCUCGCACUGACCGUACUACAGUCGUUCUGAACGUAAGGGAUGAAAAUGACAACGUACCCAUAGUGGAAAUUCGAAAAAUUGGACGAAUCCUUGUUCGGGAUGGCGCUGCAAUGGUUCCAGAGAAUGUGUUGGUAGAUACUCCAGUAGCAUUAGUGCAGGUGUCAGACCGCGACCAAGGAGAGAAUGGUGCGGUUACCUGCACUGUGGUUGGGGAUGUGCCAUUCACAUUGAAACCGGCAGGUGAGACAGCCCUAGCACCUCCACCAGCCACAGAUGAUGCCUUUGAACGAAACAAAAAGAAAUAUUUUCUCCACACCUCAGCACUUUUGGAUUACGAAGCUACUCGUGAGUAUAGUGUCACUAUCGUGGCAGUGGACUCUGGUAGCCCAAGCCUCUCUAGUAAUAGUUCCCUUCUGGUACGUGUGGUGGACAUCAAUGACCAUGCUCCCACUUUUGCCCAGAGCUUAGUGGAAGUGCAUUUUGCAGAGAAUAAUGCCCCAGGAGAACGAGUGGUCACAGUAGUGGCUUCUGAUGCAGACAGUGGUAAGAAUGCAGAGAUCGCUUUCUCACUGGACCCAUCUGUUAAUGGAGCUUUUUACAUUGAUGCCGAUAAUGGUGAUAUUCGUGCCACUGGGGCACUAGACAGAGAGCUGAGGGAACGCUAUGAAUUUCGUGUGAUAGCUCGAGAUAAGGGCACCCCGUCUCUACAAGGCUCUGCUACUGUCGUAGUUCAGGUCACAGACAGGAAUGACAAUGCCCCCAAAUUUGUCCAGGAAGUCUUCACAUUCUACGUCAAAGAGAACCUGCUCACUAAUAGCCCUGUCGGCAUGGUGACUGUUACAGAUGCAGAUGAAGGCGAGAAUGCAGAGUUGAGUCUUUUUGUUGAGCACGAUGAAGAGGAGGGUGGAGAGGAGGGCAAAGAGGGGAAGCAAGAAGUUUUCUCCAUUGAAAAUAACACUGGAACCAUUUUCUCCUCUGCAUCCUUUGACCGUGAACGAUGUAGCACAUACUCAUUCCGUGUGCGUGCUGUUGAUGGCGGAGAACCGCCACGGUCUGCCACCGCCACUAUCUCCCUGUUUGUCACUGAUGAAAAUGACAAUGCACCAUCCAUCACAUCACCCGCUAAUGAAUCAUACACUCUCCUGCCACCCGCUAGCGGGGCUCGGACUGUAGUCCGCACAGUCUCAGCCUCAGAUGGCGACACAGGGUCUAAUGCCGAUCUCCGCUAUGCUCUGGUAGGCGGAAACCCUUUUCGUCUGUUUGAGAUUGGCUCGAGCAGUGGGGUCAUAACCUUGGCAGAGCCCCUGGAGAGAAGACACAGGGGUCUGCACCGCUUGGUGGUCCGGGUCAAUGACAGUGGCAUGCCUUCCCUUUGUGCCACGGCACUGGUGCAUGUCUUCAUCAACGAGAGCUUGGCCAAUGCUACGCUGGUGGAUGCACAGGUGGCUCGCAGCCUUGCAGUCCCCCUCUAUAUGGAUAUUGCAGGUGACCCAGACAGCGAGAGAGCUUUGGGUAAACAACGCCUGAGCGUUGCCAUCGGUGUCCUGGCUGGUGCUGCUGCCGUUAUUCUGGUGAUCCUUCUGGUUGUGACAGCACGACAGUGUGGGGUGCAGGGUAAGAAUGGCUAUGAGGCUGGGAAGAAGGAGCCAGAAGAGGACUUUUUCAGUCCACAACCUCCCCCUCUUCAAGCCCAGGGCUCCCAAAAUGAACGUGGGCGCAAACCACGCAGAGACAAGCGUAAUAACGGUACUGCCAAAUCUGAGCGUUCUUUAUACAGUGGAAUUAUGACAGUGAAUGGCUGCAGACGUGGGGGAGGCGAUGAAGAAGAGGAUGAUGAAGACGCUAGCAGUGCCAGCGAGAGGAUUGCAGCACGUUAUUGUGCAGCAGCUAAUGGAGAUCCAAGCAGUCCAAGACUAGGCUCAAGACGUCACCAAUCAAGUCCAGAUCUGGCCCGCCACUACAAGUCCAGCUCACCUUUGCCUGCAGUACAUCUUCAGCCCAACUCACCACCCGUGGAAGGCAAGAAGCACCAAGCUGUGCAGGAACUGCCCCCCACUAACACCUUCACUGGCAACGGCACCGGUAAUGCAGACGCCAUGUCACUCAGCUCAGACCAAUGCUCCGAUUACGGCUGCCAAACUGUCAAGUACAGCAAACAGCCCCUCAGAAGAGUGACAUUCUCUGUGGUGAGUCAGGCUCCUGAUCAAGGCUGCUAUGAUAGUGGAGUGGAGGACUCUGAGACCCCAAGCAGCAAGAGCUCCUCUGGACCCAGACUGGGAUCUUUACCACUGCCUGAGGAUGGAUAUGAAAGGACAACACCAGAAGGGAGCGUAGGCGAAGAGGAGCAUGUGGAAAAUGACCCCAGGCAGCUCCCUGACGUGGCUCUGACAGGAAAGUGCACACGAGAAUGUGAUGAUUUUGGUCACUCUGACACCUGCUGGAUGCCUGUGCCACCAUCACCACGCAGACGCAUGGAACCACCCCAACUGUCCACCUUCGCCUCGCCCGGCGAUAACAACAACAACACGGAGGACGACAGUGACCGAGAGGAAGACGGAGAUGGAGGUACGGAUAAGAGCAGCGGAGGAAGCGAGGAGGUCCGGGAUUCACUCGCAAAUGGAGAUCCGCUCGGAACGCUCAGCCGUCGGGACCGGAACAGGAACAUGGGCGACCACAACCGUAAUCUCCUGAACCGGAAAAUGACCUCGGCAUCCUAUGACACGUUCAGCAGCGCUGGCUUUGGCCGUCGUCCGGAUGAAGAAGACUCACACCCACCAGAGGUCAUUCCGCUUACGAGGACGGGGGGCGACUAUAAGACCACCUCGUGCCUCACUCUGUCUCGCAGGGAAGUGUACCUGUGAGCUGCAGGCAGCCCCCUCGCUACGGGACAGCCCAGAGCAACUUCACUGCAUCAAGCAGGAGCAUCAUUGAGAGACUAGCGCAUACCUGUUCAAAACAGGCGUCUUCUCCUUGCCAAAAAUUCAUCAUCAGUUCAUUUCUCUAGAUGCAAAAUAUCAAAGUUGAGGAGAAAAAGUGAAUCAUCUUUUAUUCUUUCAUAAACUUGGAUAUACUUUGUCAAUGGCAAACAUUUGCAUGUUAGGCCUCCCACAGACAGGGGGCGAUGUGGGGACUGAUGGACAAAAUCCAAUCACAGACCAUAUAAAUGGAUGCUCAUUUCAUCCAAUUGUGGCACUUCAUGAAAAUAAAACCAUGUAGCAUCAGGAAAAAGGAAAUCGUAACCAAUCAUAGGGCGACAGCGGCAUCUCUAGUUUCCUGUUGCUGAGCCAAUACGGUUAUUUAAUUACAGUCACACGGUAAACACUAGACAUGUAAAUUCUUUCAUCACAGACUUUUAGAUAGAAAAAAAAGAAAAAAGUCUGAUCAUCCAUUUUUAUCAUUUGUAAAGCUACUUGUUUUUCUUUUAUUAACAAAUAUGGGAAUAUACUACAGCUCUCAGUAGUGCUUCAUAGGUUUCGGAUUAAAUUCUUCGCUAUUUCAUUGCUUCUGUAAUGGAGCAAUUAUCACAAUGACUGUUAAAUUACCAUCCCAUCAGAUCUCAGAGUUGAAAUCAGCCAAUUAAAUCAUGUGACAUACUCUGUACACAGCACAAACAUACACACACACACACACACUGAUACAUGUCUAUAUCCAUUUAAUGCAGAUGUGUGUGUAAAAGUGUAUGUACUGUAUAAACGGACAUUUUGGCAUACCUGAGGCUUUUUUUGAGAAAUGGUUUUUUGAAAGUAGAUGUAGCAUUUUUGCCUGCUUGAUCUUCAACUAGUAUAUAAGACACUGAAGUGUAUUUGAAUAACUAAUCAUCUGUGUAAAGUGCAUACACAGGGGCAUUCAACAAUGUUUAGAUACAUCUAUACUAUACUAUAAACGACAAAUAUACUGUAUCUCAUCCCUUUUAAGUAGAGCUCAUAUUUAAACCAAAUUUCUUUAAAGGCAACACUGCAUGAGGAUGAUCUAAUGCUUAUUUUGUUAAAUAAGAAUCAGAUUUUGUUGUUUUUCUGAGGAUAUAACCUGUUUAGGAGGGGAGUGUGCGAGCGUGUGUGAAUUCAAAGCGAGGUCGUUGAAGAGCUAGAUCUUUAAUUUAGCCAGAAAUGACACACACACACACACACACACACACAAUGUAGUUGUUCAAAUACCUGUAUUACAGUUCAAACAAAUCAAGACAUUUUAAUGAGUCUUUGUUAAUCUUACGGCAGCCUCGUCCAGGUCUUGGCACCUCAUCAAGCCUCUGGAAUUUUCAAAUUGAGUUUAGGAAUGGCUUUUUUUUAGCUCUUGAUAUGCAUUGUAAGUACAAUCUGAUUGAUAAGAACAAAUUGACAUGUAUUUCACCAACUCUCAGGAAACUUGAGAUUCAGUGUGUGUUCUCGGCCCAUUAUCAACGCUGAGGUUUAGUCUGCGCUCCGAAUUUGUCCUCACAAGGCCAUACUGUUGGGGAGCCUGUUUUCUCACCCUUUCCCUUUUUCAGACUCACUGUACCUGUAAACGGUGUCCGAAGUGUGCGUGUUUCCUGGCUUCCCAUGGUGAGAAUUGCAGACUCAUCUCUUUCACUUCACGGAACAGCCUUGGGUCUGGAGCGGGACUGGUGGACUCCAGUCCAUCUAUGCCAAAAUCUGUCCAGCUAUUUCAGUUUUACUGGAAGCACUGGUGCACAAACUUACCUGAAAAAGACUAGCCCAGAACCUGCGGUUCAGUGCCUGGAUGAGAGGAAAUUGCUGAACUGGCCUAAACAGGGUUUGUGAAACCGGAGGACUCGAGAGGAGGGAAUCUGUCUCUAAAGAUGCCGUGUUUCCUUUCAAGGUUUAUAGGCUAAAUAUGCUGUUAUACAGCAGUCUGUAAGUAGUGUACAGUAUGGGGUGCAUAACGGACUACGUAUAUGAAACCGUAUGUUUUCUUUCUUUUUUUUUUUUUUACUGCACGUUUACCUAACAGUUCAACUCACUGCUAAAAGGGGAGGGCAAAAUAACAUUGUGUCUAAAGCGUAACAUUCACUUGAACUUUUUUAUGAGAUAAACACUGAACUCAUGUACUCUCCCAACAUCUGCCAUUUUACUGCUACCCUGUAGAGAAAUGACCACUGAACUUUAACCUGAAAGGCAUGUUGACGGUCUUUAAUCCUGCACCUGUGAGGAAAAUGUUUUUUAUUUCUCUGUUUUUAUGCUAUGUGAAAGAGGAGUUUUUGAAGCUCUCUCUCAUGGAGCGUUCAUUGCAUUUGUUAUGACAAAUAACAAAUCAAAAGGGGUUGAAAUGGUUUGAAAGUUUGAUAUGUGACAUGUAAAAGUUUGAUUUUGACAUUAAAACACCUUUAAACCGUG
This is a messenger RNA of Cyprinus carpio (common carp), 7550 nucleotides long. Its product is annotated as protocadherin-7-like. NCBI's taxonomy places the organism in Eukaryota, Metazoa, Chordata, Actinopteri, Cypriniformes, Cyprinidae. Gene Ontology annotation, molecular function: calcium ion binding. The record is from RefSeq and is a predicted model, not a curated record. Gene Ontology annotation, cellular component: plasma membrane. Gene Ontology annotation, biological process: homophilic cell-cell adhesion.